This is a messenger RNA of Ziziphus jujuba (common jujube), 2079 nucleotides long. Its product is annotated as pentatricopeptide repeat-containing protein At1g03560, mitochondrial. Gene Ontology annotation, molecular function: protein binding. Bases 49 to 2010 code for a protein of 653 amino acids. The transcript has a single exon. The record is from RefSeq and is a predicted model, not a curated record. NCBI's taxonomy places the organism in Eukaryota, Viridiplantae, Streptophyta, Magnoliopsida, Rosales, Rhamnaceae.
UUAUUUUGCUAGCAGCGCACACAGAAGCGUGCACACCCCUAAACCCCCAUGAGAAGAACCCUACUCAGAGCUCCCUUAACUUUCCCUGCACAUUCUCUUCUUCCAAGACCUCUUCCUCAUCCCUAUAGAAAUGGUGGGUCUUCAUCAGAAGCAUCAAAUUCGGACCCAACCUCAAGUUUCAGCUCAAAUCCCAGGUGGGUCUUCACCAACUCUCUCCCUCCUCCCGAAUGGGUAGAACCAUUCAAUGAUGUCUCUGACUUGGUCUGUAGCCCUCAACAACGAGAACUAUCUCCAUGGGUUGACCAAAUUCUCAAUCUUUUAGCUGGUUCUUCGAACAUGGAAGCCAAUUUGGACUCUUACUGUCACAAAUUGUUGAUUAAAUUGUCGCCCAAUUUUGUUGCCUAUGUUCUAAGAUCAGCUGGGCUGCGCAAAGAUCCCGAAAUUGCAUUGCGGUUCUUCAAUUGGGCUGGCAAGCAGAAGAGGUAUUCUCAUAACCUUGAAUGCUUUGUUUCUCUGAUUGAUCUUUUGUCGUUGUGUGGUGAUUUAGAUCGUACCAUGCUUGUGUUUUGUGAACUUAAGGGUAAGGGUUUUCUAAUGACUAUGUCAGCUGCGAAUUCGUUUAUUAAAAGCUUUGGGAGUCUUGGGAUGGUUGAGGAAUUGUUAUGGGUUUGGCGCCAAAUGAAAGAGAAUGGGAUUGAGCCAAGUUUGUAUACGUACAAUUUUUUGGUGAAUGGGCUGGUGAACUCGAUGUUUAUUGAAUCAGCCGAAAGGGUUUUUGAAGCUAUGGAAGGUGGGAAAAUUGCACCGGACGUUGUGACUUACAAUACAAUGAUUAAAGGGUAUUGUAAGGCAGGGAAUGUCCAGAAAGCAAUGGAAAAGUUAAGCAGUAUGGAAGCAAACAAUGUGGAACCUGAUAAGAUUACUUACAUGACUCUUAUGCAGCUGUGCUAUUCCAAAGGAGAUUAUGAUUCUUGUUUAGGUCUUUACAAUGAAAUGGAAGAGAGGGGAAUAGAAAUUCCACCCCAUGCCUAUGGUUUAGUGAUCGGUGGGCUUUGUAAAAAUGGGAAAUGUAUGGAAGGUUAUGUGGUUUUUGAAAAUAUGGUUCAGAAGGGUUGCAAAGCAAAUGUAGCUAUGUAUACGGCAUUGAUUGAUUCAUAUGCGAAGUGUGGGAGCAUAAAAGAGGCAAUAAAGCUGUUUAAGAGAAUGAAAAACGAUGGGUUUGAACCAGAUCAAGUUACCUAUGGGGUUAUUGUGAAUGGAUUAUGUAAAAGUGGAAGAUUGGAGGAAGCAAUGGAAUACUUUGAGUUUUGCAGAGGUAAUGGUGUGACAGUAAAUUCUAUGUUUUAUUCUAGUCUAAUUGAUGGUCUUGGAAAGGCUGGGAAAGUAAAUGAAGCUCAAAUGCUAUUUGAAGAGAUGGUCAGUAAGGGAUGCCCAAGGGACUCAUAUUGCUAUAAUGCUCUUAUUGAUGCCCUAGCCAAGUCUGGGAACACUGAUGAAGCGCUAUUGCUCUUUAAGAGGAUGGAAGAUGAAGGUUGUGAUCAGACAGUGUAUACAUAUACAAUACUUAUCGGUGGAUUGUUGAAGGAGCACAGAAAUGAAGAGGCAUUGAAGCUAUGGGAUAUGAUGAUUGAUAAGGGUAUUACACCAACUGCUGCAUCCUUUAGAGCUCUCUCAAUGGGUCUUUGUCUUUCGGGCAAGAUAUCCAGGGCUUGUAAGAUUUUGGAUGAGCUGGCACCAAUGGGUGUUAUUCCUGAGACAGCUUUUGAAGAUAUGAUCAAUGUGUUGUGCAAAGCUGGUCGUGUUAAGGAGGCUUGCAAGCUGGCUGAUGGAAUUGUUGAUAGGGGUAGGGAAAUACCAGGAAGAGUUCGUACUAUUCUGAUAAAUGCUUUGAGGAAAGCAGGCAAUGCAGAUUUAGCAGUUAAAUUGAUGCAUAGUAAAAUAGGCAUUGGGUAUGAUCGAAUGGGUAGCAUAAAAAAGCGAGUAAGGUUUCGGAUUCUCAUUGACAGCUGAGUCUUCUGUCAGGCUCUUAAUGUAACCAGCUUUGCUUGUGCCUAAUAUAAUGAUGACUCAUUGCGCUUA